AUGCGACUGGAGUCGGCAACAAGGCUGAUGGCGAAGUGUGCAGAUGCUUCGGUUCCCAAGGAUGGGCAGAUCUCGACCACUGCGGUCCCCAAGGCUCUUGGUCCCCCGAGUUCAGGAGCCGCUGGCACCCCGCCACCGAAAGCAUCGAGUGCCCAGCCCAUCACGGUGCAGAAGCUUCUGGAUGAUAUGCAUGCUGUACAUGGGGACGUCAGGCUGUCCCACAGUGACGUCAAGCGACUCAUGACCACACUUGCCGAGGUUAAGGCCUCCGUGGCAGAUCUCAGCGAGGUCCCCAAGCGCUUGGCAGCCAUCGAGAAGCUCAUUGGGGUGUUUGCUGUCAAGAUCGGUCCCAUGGGGGCCAAUGUGGACAGUACCCAGAAAGCUGUGGACCAGGGGUUCAAGGAGAACGUCCGGCUUCUCAGCACGAUUUCCGGCAAUGUGAGAGGCCACCGUGAAGAUGCCCAACAGGAGGCCAAGGACUACCAUGCUGAGCAGGGCCAGUGGCUGUCAGCCACUGAAAACAAGCUGGUUGACGGCAUAAAGGAGGUGCUGAAGAAGAUCACCAACACGGACUUCAACUCCUCUCAGGUUUACAACCAAAAACUCGAGGGGAUCGCCUCCGAGAUCCUGGCGGCCUUGAACUUCACCCAGACCGAGGUCGGCGACCUGAAGACCACACUCAGCCAAACCAGCGAGGUGGUGCACAGCAUCAAGGAGAUGUGCGAGAGGCCAGUGGUGUCGUCGCACCCACCUUCGUACAGAGCCCCAGUAUUCCAGGGACAUCAUGAUAACUAG
Symbiodinium sp. CCMP2592 is the source of this 795-nucleotide messenger RNA. The record is from the annotation of a GenBank genome assembly. NCBI's taxonomy places the organism in Eukaryota, Dinophyceae, Suessiales, Symbiodiniaceae.